Messenger RNA from [Torrubiella] hemipterigena, 2298 nucleotides. The record is from the annotation of a GenBank genome assembly. Lineage: Eukaryota; Fungi; Ascomycota; Sordariomycetes; Hypocreales; Clavicipitaceae.
AUGGCUUCGCCAACUCUCAGUCAGCGCCGCCGUUUUACGGCCAAUCUUGAGAUCUUCCCCCCUCAACAAAACCACCCAUCACCCUUAGCAUCGCACCCUUCGAAAUUGACCCGACAAAGUUACACUGAUCUGGACCUACCUAGAGACUCUGGGUAUGGCUCAAUCCGACCUAAAUCUGCGUCGAACCUGAUGACUACACGAACAAGUUAUCUGGGAGGCGACCUACACGAUAGCUACGACAGAGAUGACGGCGUUAUGGGUCACCGUCGUCGUGAAGAUGUCGCUGCGCUUGUUGAAUUCUUCCGCAACCACGAGCCCCCUCCAAGCAACUUGAUGACCGUUGCCGAAGAGGAGCGAGGCAAAUGGAACAAGCUCCGAAAGACCUCCAAGCAGCGAAACAAGUCAGUCGGCCGAAUUUCCCACCCUAUUCGACUUCCAGACUCUGCUGUUUCUGGAACUACGAUUGGUGGGCAUCGCCAUAUCGCCAUUUCUAUCCCUCUAUCGGCCGAUCCGUUUGGCGAGAGACCACGAUCGCAAUACCCUGUUUACCCUACUGAGGGCCAAGAAGAGAGCCCAGAAGAGAAGACACAAGAAGAGACUACAUCCGUAUCGAACGAACCAGUUCGUUCCUUUGUCAAUGAGAAAGGAGUAGUGACUGUUGUUCGAGAAAAUUCUACUUCCAAGCGAACGACAUUGCUGGCACCAAUCAAUCCCAGUCCUCUCUCUUCUCACCCGCCCUUCUCUCCUGGUUUUAUCUCCCAAUUCCCUAAACCGCCUUCCAGUCGUCCCACAUCGCCCCUACGACCUCCAUCGCAGCGAGAAUCAACACAGUACUUGAACAAGCCACUUCCUCCGCUGUCGGAGCGGCCAAUGCUGCAGAAGCGCUCAGUUUCGGACUCAGAGGAGCAACGUCGUCGCAGCAUCAGCUCUACCGCGCUACCUGCUGGAGAGUUUUCACGAGCUGCUUAUCCUGCUCGGGGCUCGAGCAUUGCGGCCACUCGCUUAGCCCACCAUCCAGCGAACUCGAUCGAUCACAUCAUCACUCAAUCUACAGGCGCAUCAGCCCAACCUCAAGACAGUCCCUUCGCUCGCAGCAAUACUGGCAGACGCUCUGGAACCCGUGAAGGGCCACCAGUAUCAUUCUCAUCGAAGUCACUCCGUGCGAAGUCUUCUUCCAGCCUUUCAGAUGAUGCUAUGGCUGAUGAGCGACGACAGUCUAAGAAGAAUUCGAUCAUUAGGCUCACCACUGAUAGCCCGGUGGUAACUCAUGCUCGAGACUCUGUAGCCUCCAACACUUCUAACGCCUCUGUCAGCCGCCGAGACAGAGUCCGUGAGAAGAAGCGUAGAGACAUCGAGGCCGCGAAGCAAGCGCGUGAGCAGAAACAGAAAGAAGAAAGCGGUGACACUCCAGCGACUACCGAGGAGAGCGAGACCAAGUCACAGCCGACUCUUUGUGCCAUCAUGGUGGUAGCCAACAUUCAGCCCGAAGGAGAUGAGACACCGGCGGCUCAGCCUGCUGUAACUGAGGAGAAGCCAGUUGUCGAAACUGACAGGGAAAAGGUCGACGAUAUCACUCGCAGCACUUCGCCACAGCCGUCGCAUCUAGAUCUGAACGAAUCAAAGGCCCUAGUAUGCACAGCUAACCCUACCCCUCCACAGUCAGCCGGCAGCUCACCCGCACAACAUUAUGGAUUCCAAGACCGUACAUCCCUCAGUAGACGCCGAGAAUGGAACGCAAUGCGUGAGCAGGAGAGGAAAAAGAGAGAGCGUGCAGCCUCGGCUCGUGAGUCGAAGUCUCGCGCUGUUGUUCCCGCUGAUAGAUAUGACGAGUCUGGGGUAGACGCAGAGAUGGAAAUCAUCCGUCUUUACGAAGCCUACAGAGAUCACCGAAUGCUCGAUAUGGACCGACGCCUUCGACGCCUUGAACGCAACGGAGACGUUUGGGUGCAGGCUCUCAUCCCGCUCUUGGACGACAUGAAUGACCGCCACGCCGAAGAAAUGGGUCGUGAUUGGGCAUCCGAUGACGAUAUUUCCUCCAGCACCAGCCGUGGGCUGCCAAUCGAGGAGAAGUGUCGUGUCGGCAAAGUCUCGAGCGGCCGCAAGCGCGCAGAAAAGGCACAGCGCCAACGUGCGGCAUCUUGGGACAAUGCUGAGGACAGCAUCGUCGAAGACUUGACAGGCAUGGGCGCGAUGGAGCCACUCAUGAGGGAUCUGCUGGACGAGGCCAAGACGAGACAGCAGCAGCCAGUUCCUUCGUCGCGAUUCAGCACACGCGGCAAGCCUGUACAUGCUAUGUAA